This is a messenger RNA of Trichechus manatus latirostris (Florida manatee), 2056 nucleotides long. RefSeq names its product CUGBP Elav-like family member 4 (gene CELF4). Gene Ontology annotation, biological process: regulation of alternative mRNA splicing, via spliceosome; mRNA splice site recognition. NCBI's taxonomy places the organism in Eukaryota, Metazoa, Chordata, Mammalia, Sirenia, Trichechidae. Gene Ontology annotation, molecular function: mRNA binding. The coding region runs from base 1 to 1611 and encodes 536 amino acids. The record is from RefSeq and is a predicted model, not a curated record. The transcript is spliced from 16 exons. Gene Ontology annotation, cellular component: ribonucleoprotein complex; nucleus; cytoplasm.
AUGUAUAUAAAGAUGGCCACGUUAGCAAACGGACAGGCUGACAACGCGAGCCUCAGUACCAACGGGCUCGGCAGCAGCCCGGGCAGCGCCGGGCACAUGAACGGAUUAAGCCACAGUCCGGGGAACCCGUCGACCAUUCCCAUGAAGGACCACGAUGCCAUCAAGCUGUUCAUUGGGCAGAUCCCCCGCAACCUGGAUGAGAAGGACCUCAAGCCCCUCUUCGAGGAGUUCGGCAAGAUCUAUGAGCUCACGGUCCUGAAGGACAGGUUCACAGGCAUGCACAAAGGUGAUUCUACUCUGACACACUGUGAGUUGGAAUCGAUUUUGGGUGCACAGUCAGUUCUUGCUUCCUCUCACAGCCUUCCUGGGAUGAACCGGCCGAUCCAGGUGAAGCCAGCGGACAGCGAGAGCCGAGGAGGUAGUAGCUGCCUGCGCCAGCCCCCUUCACAAGAUAGAAAACUCUUCGUGGGUAUGCUCAACAAACAGCAGUCCGAGGACGACGUGCGCCGCCUCUUCGAGGCCUUCGGGAACAUCGAGGAGUGCACCAUCCUGCGCGGGCCGGACGGCAACAGCAAGGGGUGCGCUUUUGUGAAGUACUCCUCCCACGCUGAGGCGCAAGCUGCCAUCAACGCUCUACACGGCAGCCAGACCAUGCCGGGAGCCUCGUCCAGUCUGGUGGUCAAGUUUGCCGACACCGACAAGGAGCGCACUAUGCGGCGAAUGCAGCAGAUGGCUGGCCAGAUGGGCAUGUUCAACCCCAUGGCCAUCCCUUUCGGGGCCUAUGGCGCCUACGCGCAGGCACUGAUGCAGCAGCAAGCGGCCCUCAUGGCCUCAGUUGCACAGGGUGGCUACCUGAACCCCAUGGCUGCCUUCGCCGCCGCCCAGAUGCAGCAGAUGGCAGCCCUCAACAUGAAUGGCCUGGCGGCCGCACCCAUGACCCCAACCUCAGGUGGCAGCACCCCUCCGGGCAUCACUGCACCAGCUGUGCCUAGCAUCCCGUCCCCCAUUGGGGUGAACGGCUUCACCGGCCUCCCCCCACAGGCCAAUGGGCAGCCUGCUGCAGAAGCUGUGUUUGCCAAUGGCAUCCACCCCUACCCAGCACAGAGCCCCACCGCCGCGGACCCCCUGCAGCAGGCCUACGCCGGAGUGCAGCAGUAUGCAGGUCCAGCCGCCUACCCUGCUGCCUAUGGUCAGAUAAGCCAGGCCUUUCCUCAGCCACCUCCAAUGAUCCCGCAGCAGCAAAGAGAAGGGCCCGAGGGCUGUAACCUGUUCAUCUACCAUCUGCCCCAGGAGUUUGGGGACGCUGAGCUGAUGCAGAUGUUCCUCCCUUUCGGCCGGCACCCUGUGCCCUCCCGCUGCCAGGCCCCCUCCUGUCAGGGAGGACAGUGUCCAAUAAACUCCUCCACCCGCAGGCUUCGUGAGCUUCGACAACCCGGCCAGCGCGCAGACCGCCAUCCAGGCAAUGAACGGCUUCCAGAUCGGCAUGAAGAGGCUGAAGGUGCAGCUGAAGCGGCCCAAAGACGCCAAUCGCCCGUACUGAGCGCCGGCGGGAGCGUCCCCCGGGGGAGACCAGGACUCGCACAGGGCAGGAUGCUGAACGGGCUACAUUAAAAAACAAACCUCUCUCUAUAUAUAUUUAUAAAUGAGAACUGUUGGAUGACACCUUUGACAUAUCAGCCAAUAUCAAUCAAGCUGAAGACUCCAGACACCCUCUGUGACUGUACCAUUUCUUCAAGGGAAGUAUAGCAUCUAUGGAGUUCAGAGGGCACAUGUUUGGGGAAAAAUGCAUAUGACAUAAAGAAGAUGAAGAAAACUGAGGAAAAACAAAACACACACAAAAAAGGCAACUUUUAAAACAAAAUAACAUGAAACCAGACGGGGAGGCUGAAGGGCUGGGAACUGGGAAGAGACGCUGCUUACUGAUCCCCAGGGCUUUUCCAGCCCGUUGGCGCCUUGAGGCAGGCUGGGGCAAACGGUGUGGCGGGGCCUGGUCCCCAGGGUGCGGCUGGGAGGCCGCCACUGAGCAUCUCUAUCUGUCAUUCCUUUAGCUAUUUAG